AUGCCAGCACCAACAGCACUUCUUCGGGAGCCUGGUAAUAUCUUGCCGGCGGAGGAGCAUAUCAGCCCUUCAACUCUCGCGCAAGAUGAUGAAGUCUUGAUUGAUGCUCAAGUGUCCACCCAGGAUGAAGCUCUUAUGGCACCCGCUACUGAGUCUGCCCAGGAUAUGGACAUGCGCAUUGACGAGGAAAGUCGACCAGUAUUUACACCAAUCGCGGAUUCCAAGACUGUUCUACGGGUUGAGACUCGAAAGGUGCCAGUCCCUCCACAUCGGAUGACGCCCUUAAAAGCGAAUUGGCCGAAAAUAUAUCCUCCUCUGGUCGAACACCUCAAGCUACAAGUCAGAAUGAAUAUAAAGAAUCGAGCUGUUGAACUACGUACAUCCAAGUUUACCACGGACACGGGAGCGUUGCAGAAGGGCGAAGAUUUUGUGAAGGCGUUCACACUUGGCUUUGAUGUUGACGAUGCCAUUGCUUUGCUGAGGCUUGAUGAUCUUUACAUUCGCUCAUUCGAGAUCCGUGAUGUCAAGGCAUCGCUGAAUGGAGAGCAUUUGAGCCGUGCCAUUGGGCGAAUCGCAGGAAAGGAUGGAAAAACGAAAUUUGCUAUCGAGAACGCCAGCCGAACAAGAGUUGUACUCCAAGGUACGAAGAUCACCAUUUUGGGCAGAUUCAAGGAUUUGGGAAUUGCACAGGAAGCUAUCGUUUCUUUGAUCCUGGGUAGUCCUCCGGGUAAGGUUUAUGGUAACUUGCGUAAAGUGGCGUCUCGCAUGAAGGAACGUUUUUGA
Aspergillus clavatus NRRL 1 is the source of this 783-nucleotide messenger RNA. Its product is annotated as pre-rRNA-processing protein PNO1. NCBI's taxonomy places the organism in Eukaryota, Fungi, Ascomycota, Eurotiomycetes, Eurotiales, Aspergillaceae. The transcript has 3 exons. The coding region runs from base 1 to 783 and encodes 260 amino acids. Gene Ontology annotation, molecular function: RNA binding. Gene Ontology annotation, cellular component: nucleolus. The record is from RefSeq and is a predicted model, not a curated record.